Messenger RNA from Tachysurus fulvidraco (yellow catfish), 1187 nucleotides. Its product is annotated as phospholipid-transporting ATPase VD-like. The record is from RefSeq and is a predicted model, not a curated record. The coding region runs from base 334 to 894 and encodes 186 amino acids. NCBI's taxonomy places the organism in Eukaryota, Metazoa, Chordata, Actinopteri, Siluriformes, Bagridae. Gene Ontology annotation, biological process: phospholipid translocation. Gene Ontology annotation, molecular function: ATPase-coupled intramembrane lipid carrier activity. Gene Ontology annotation, cellular component: plasma membrane. The transcript is spliced from 4 exons.
UACACUACGUGUGUAUUAAAGAAUAAAAGUGGAACUUCCCACAAAUGCAAAUGUCUCAGGAGGCACAUGCUGAUGCCGAUGAUGCGCAAAAGCCGGUGGCAGGAAGAGAACUAACGCAAGUCCCUGCUGCUUGAGUCGAAAAUGUAACUAACGUCGAGAAAAUCUUAUCUAUGAGCCGGAAAACCGCUCAGCCGCCACACUUCAUAUCUCAUCCCGUGGACCUGAGCACGAGGCAGAGCCGAUGAGGUGACUGGGGAACUUCUAAAGGCUCCUCAGGACGCAGGGGCCUGAACUGAGUCUUUCUUCUCAGACAUUUUACCUCUUGAGACACUAAUGGAGCGGAUCCAAUGGCUUCGUUACAGAUGGCAACAGGUGGCUUCCACAGAGUCAAAGCAAGGCUGGUCCUCUGCCAAUGACUCAGCAACAUUAAAAGCUGAUUUAGAUUCUAAGGACCACUCCGGACGCAAGCUUCAUGGAAAACGAAGAACGGUGGUGGCACGAUGUGGUCCACACUGGGCAGAAUACCAGAGCAUCUCGAAAGGAUAUCAAGGCAACAACAUUCGGACCACCAAGUACACUCUUCUCAGCUUCAUACCUAUGAAUCUGUUCCAGCAGUUUCACAGAGCUGCAAACAUCUACUUCCUGGCCCUGGUGUUGCUGAACUGGGUUCCAGUGGUGGAGGCCUUUCAGAAGGAGAUCACCAUGAUCCCACUCGUUGUCGUGCUCACUGUCAUCGCCUUCAAAGAUGCUAUAGAGGAUUACAGACGCUACUGCUAUGACCAGAGGAUCAACAACAAUCUCACACAUGUGUACAGUCGCUUCUCUGGUUUUCUUCCACCUCCCAAAAAAUCAUCAAGAGAUGGCUUUGCUAAGACAAAUGAGCCCCAAGUGUGAAUGUGUGCGUACAUUGUGCUCUGGCAUUGUGAACAUGUAUCCCAACUACGCUGUAUUCCCAUCACACCCAGUGUUCCUGGAACUGGCUUCAGAUUCACAACAACCCUGACCAGAAUCAAUUAGUUACUAUAGUUACAUAGAAUGAUAUACACACAGACUAAAAAUAAAAGAACGACAUACAUUUUCUUUCUCUUUUCAUUAUGUGGUUAUUUAGUUUUAAUUCUUUUUCUUCAUUGUCAACAAGUUUGUCCUGAGUUUAGUGGAAUUUAUAUACUGAUUUAAAAUAAAAUAUA